AUGGCAAACAAGCAGCGUCAGCAGCAGUUGCGACUUAACCCGACUCCAACGCAAAGCGCCGAAGAAGAGCCAUCGGUUGUUGAGGGCGAGAUCGUAGCAUCCAUUGUUGCGGGAGAAGAUACCGAGCAGCUCUCUGAUUUAUCGGAAGGCUACGAGGGUUCAUCGAGAAGCUCCAAGAAAGGAAGCUCGUCAUCAUUUUCGUUUUGGUACUACCGAAUCGCCCCGCUCGUGCGCAACAAGCAAGUUCGGGUUUUGUCGAUCAUCAACUGCAUCCUGACGGUCAUCAAUCUCUUCAUCUUCCUCCUCCUCAUAUCCCUAUGCUUCUGGCUGCUUAUACUCAAAAUCAAGGUCUAUUUUCCUAAGCUGUACAGUAUUUCAAAGGCAGCGUGUCCAUAA
Gongylonema pulchrum is the source of this 396-nucleotide messenger RNA. NCBI's taxonomy places the organism in Eukaryota, Metazoa, Nematoda, Chromadorea, Rhabditida, Gongylonematidae. The record is from the annotation of a GenBank genome assembly.